UNAACGGCACUACUGGAUCAAAAAUGGGACAAGAUAUUCUUCACGGGUGGAGCAAGAGUUGCUGGCAUUAUAAUGGCUGCAGCUGCGAGGAAUCUUACUCCAGUGGUUCUAGAACUUGGUGGAAAAUGCCCAGCUCUUGUUGAUUCAGAUGUUAAUCUACAAGUGGCUGCUAGGAGGAUUAUCGCAGGGAAGUGGGCUUGUAACAAUGGACAGGCUUGCAUUGGCGUCGAUUACGUGAUCACAACAAAGGAUUUUUCAUUGAAAUUGAUAGAUGCUCUGAAGACUGAACUGAAGACAUUUUUUGGGGAAACACCAUUAGAAUCAAAGGACCUGUCACGGAUUGUGAAUUCUUUCCACUUUAAACGGUUGGAGAGUAUGUUAAAAGAGAAUGGAGUCGCCAACAAAAUUGUUCAUGGAGGCCAAACGAUCGAAGAGAAGCUUAAAAUAUCUCCAACGAUAGUAGUGGAUGUGCCGGAAGCAUCUUCCAUAAUGCAAGAAGAGAUAUUUGGACCAUUACUUCCUAUAGUUACCGUUGAAAAGAUUGAAGAUGGCUUUCAGGUUAUACGUUCAAAGCCAAAGCCUUUAGCAGCGUAUCUCUUCACAAACAACAAAGAGUUGCAGGAACAAUUCGUGCAGAGCGUGUCUGCUGGAGGAAUUAGCAUCAAUGACACUGUCUUACAUGUAACUGUAAAAGAUCUACCAUUUGGAGGGGUCGGGGAGAGCGGGAUUGGGGCUUACCAUGGCAAAUUCUCGUAUGAGACGUUUAGCCACAAGAAAGGUGUUCUUUACCGAAGCUUUUCCGGGGAUGCGGAUCUUAGAUAUCCUCCUUACACACAGAAAAAGAAGAUGGUGCUGAAGGCUUUGCUCUCUUCAAACAUAUUUGCUGCCAUUUGGGCUUUCUUUGGGUUCUCUCAAGACUCUUCAUGAUCACAUGUGAUAAUCACUGUAACUUGAUGGCAUUAUACAAGCUUAUAAAGUUGAAUACUUCCAUAGAGAUAUAAAGGAUCAAUGUGAAAAUUAGGUUAUAAAUAAAAAUGCUUAUAUUUACUUUACA
Messenger RNA from Camelina sativa (false flax), 1054 nucleotides. Lineage: Eukaryota; Viridiplantae; Streptophyta; Magnoliopsida; Brassicales; Brassicaceae. The record is from RefSeq and is a predicted model, not a curated record.